UAAUUCACUUUGUUGGUGGGGGUUCGAUUUCAUACAUCAAUUUUUUUUGGAAUAAAAAACUACCAUAUUCACUUCCUCUAUUCCUAUAAAGAAGAGAGAAAGUUGGUGAGAGACAUAUCAAACCCUAGAUAAGGCUAUAAGGUGUUUUUGAAUUGUGAGAUUGAGGAUCAAGAAUGGGAGGUGGUGGGAAUAUGUCUAACCCAACAACUAAAAUAGAACUUAAGAAAAAUCCUCUACAAAGAAUGCCAACUUCGAAGCCUCCUUUUACAAUUGGUGAUAUCAAGAAGGCUAUCCCUCCUCACUGCUUUAAACGAUCUCUCAUCCACUCGUUUUACUAUGUUGCACGUGAUCUAUCACUAGUUUUCGCCUUCUACUACAUAGCCUCCACUUACUUUCACCUCCUUCCAUCCCCAUAUUCUUACCUAGCAUGGAUUACAUACUGGAUUGUUCAAGGUUGUGUUUUUACUGGAAUAUGGAUGAUUUCCCAUGAAUGUGGCCACCAGGCCUUUAGUGAUUACCCGUGGGUAGAUGAUACUGUAGGUUUUAUCCUUCACUCUUCAAUUCUGGUGCCAUACUUUUCACUUAAAUAUAGUCACGGUCGUCACCAUGCACACAAUAAUUCCCUUGACGGUGAUCAAAUUUACGUGCCAAAGAUUAAAGCAGAGCUACAAUGGUUCUACAAAUACUCGAACAAUCCACUAGUACGAAUGCUCCUACUUGUCACUGCCCUCACUCUCGGCACAUUUUUGUAUUGGACCAUAAAUUUCACGGGAAAGAAUUAUGGCCGCUUUGCAUGUCACUUUGAUCCUUAUGCACCUAUAUAUAAUGAUCGUGAGAGGUUUUGGAUCUACAUUUCAGAUGCAGGUUUGAUCGCAACUACUUAUGUGUUGUAUUGCAUUGCUAUGGCACAAGGAAUAGCUUGGCUUGUAUGUAUUUAUGGGAUGCCACUCCUAUUUCAUAAUGUAUUCUUUGUUAUGGUGACUUUUUUGAACCACAAUCACCUUUCAGUGCCACAUUACGAUUCAUCUGAGUGGGAUUGGUUAAGAGGAGCUCUAGCUACCGUAGACAGAGACUAUGGCAUGCUAAAUAUGAUCUUACACAAUUUCGCAGAUACUCAUGUGUUGCAUCAUCUAUUCUCAACUAUACCACAUUACCACGCGGUGGAGGCAACCAAAGCUGUCAAGCCAUUACUAGGAGAAUACUACCAAUUUGAUGGUACUCCUAUUUAUAAAGCAUUGUGGAGGGAGUUAAGGGAGUGCAUAUAUGUAGAGAAAGAUGAAGGAUCUCACGAUAAUGGUGUUUUUUGGUUUAAAAACAAGCUCUAAAAGAUGAAUACCAAAAAAAUCUCUAGUUAGUUGAAUAAGUUAAAUGUUCAACCUUAGUUGUUUUAAGUAUUUUAAAUAAUGUUUGUUUAGAUUGUAAUUUCCUAUCACUCCAUAAUAUAUCAUUUUAGAUGGUUCACAUUCCAUCUCCUUGAUGUUC
This is a messenger RNA of Capsicum annuum, 1482 nucleotides long. Its product is annotated as delta(12)-fatty-acid desaturase FAD2. Bases 174 to 1325 code for a protein of 383 amino acids. The transcript has 2 exons. NCBI's taxonomy places the organism in Eukaryota, Viridiplantae, Streptophyta, Magnoliopsida, Solanales, Solanaceae. Gene Ontology annotation, biological process: lipid metabolic process. Gene Ontology annotation, molecular function: oxidoreductase activity, acting on paired donors, with oxidation of a pair of donors resulting in the reduction of molecular oxygen to two molecules of water. The record is from RefSeq and is a predicted model, not a curated record.